Messenger RNA from Stegodyphus dumicola, 2574 nucleotides. Its product is annotated as E3 ubiquitin-protein ligase UHRF1-like. Lineage: Eukaryota; Metazoa; Arthropoda; Arachnida; Araneae; Eresidae. Gene Ontology annotation, molecular function: ubiquitin protein ligase activity; protein binding. Gene Ontology annotation, biological process: negative regulation of gene expression via chromosomal CpG island methylation; protein ubiquitination. The record is from RefSeq and is a predicted model, not a curated record.
GAAUCUCCUGUUUCGCGCGUUUUGAAAAGCGGUGAUCUUAAAGUGUCUUUUUGAUUGAAUUGAGUUAUUAUCAAUUCAAGAGGAUUUCACGUUAUCUGCGAACAUGUGGAUACAAGUGAGAUCGAUGGAUGGAAAGACUUCGUGUCGCAUAGAUGACCUUUCGAAACUGACAAAAGUCGAAGAAUUGCGAAAAUUAUUAGUUGAAAAAUUUAACGCUCCUGCUAUUCAACAGAGACUGUUUUACAGGGGAAAACAGCUUGAAGAUGGGCACACAUUAUUUGAUUAUGAUGUAGGUCUAAAUGAUAUAAUUCAAAUUUUGGUCAGGCAACCAGAUCCCACUAAAGAACAGACCACUAUGUCUCCUAAAACAUCUAACAGUACAGUAAAUAAGAUAGUUGAUAAAGAAAAUGAACCUUUGGAAAUAGGCAAAUCUUCACCUGUUUGUGAUUCUAGUAACUGCACAAGCAAAUAUUUUAAAGUUGGAGAUCUUGUUGAUGCUAAGGAUCUUACUUACGGUGCAUGGUUUGAAGCAAAAAUUGUUGCUAUUAAAUCAGUUACAAUGAGUGAGAAACAGAUACUUCAGUCUGUUCAAAAGAAUAAUCAGAUUGUUACAGAUGAUCAAGAUGCUGCUCAGGAAAGCAAAGCAGAAGUGGAUGAUCUAAUUUAUCGUGUUGUAUAUGAAGAUUAUGAAGAUUGUGAAGAUCCUGUGGAUCUGACAUUGUCAUUCAUACGUCCAAGAGCCAGAAAAUAUGUAAAAUUUGAUGAUGUAAAAGUAGGAGACUGGCUUAUGGUUAAUUACAAUAUUGAAGAACCCAAAGAAACUGGUUUUUGGUAUGAUUGUAUGGUCACCAGUAAAAGAAGUACUAGAACAAUUAAAGAACUUGUUGGCACUAUAAUCAUGGGCCCUGAUCAAAUUAAACUAGAAGACUGCAAAAUUCGAGCAACUGAUGAAAUUUUUGCUAUUGAAAAGAAUACAGUUAUGGUUGAAGAAAAUAGAGUUGAAAAAGAGGACAUACCUUUAAGGAAAAAACUGCCAGCAUGCUCACACUGUAAAGAUAUUCCCUCAAAGAAAUGUAAAAUUUGCAGCUGCCAUAUAUGUGGUGGUAAAGAUUCACCCGAGAAGCAAAUUAUGUGUGAUGAGUGCGAUCUUCCUUAUCAUAUGUGGUGUUUACAACCUCCCCUGCUUGAACUACCUGAUGCUGAUGAAUGGUACUGUCCUGAAUGUAAAAAUGAUGAAACUGAAGUUGUUCGAGCAGGAGAAAAAUUGAAAGCUAGUAAGAAGAAAUCAAAAAUGGCUUCUGCAACAAGUUCAACAUCCCGAGAUUGGGGUAAAGGCAUGGCUUGUGUUGGCAGAACAAAAGAAUGUACCAUUGUCCCACCAAACCACUUUGGCCCUAUACCUGGAGUUGAAGUUGGGACAAUGUGGAAAUUUCGUGUGCAGGUUUCAGAAAGUGGUGUUCAUCGACCUCAUGUUGCAGGCAUACAUGGAAGGGAGAGCGAUGGUGCAUAUUCUAUUGUACUGUCUGGAGGAUAUGAAGAUGAUCUGGAUGAUGGCGAAGAAUUUAAGUAUACAGGAAGUGGAGGCAGGGAUUUAUCUGGAAAUAAACGUUGUGCUGAGCAGUCAUGUGAUCAAACACUCACUCGAAUGAACAAAGCUCUUGCAAUAAAUUGUAAUGCACCCUUGAGUAAGGAUGGUGCAGAAUCAAAGAAGUGGAAGGAGGGAAAACCCGUGAGAGUUGUUAGAAACUGCAAAGGGCGAAAGCAUUCAAAAUAUUGCCCAGAAGAGGGUAAUCGCUAUGAUGGCAUUUAUAAGGUAGUGAAGUAUUGGCCAGAGAAAGGAAAAUCUGGAUAUCUAGUUUGGAGGUAUUUAUUAAGACGGGACGACCCAAUUCCAGCACCUUGGACUAAAGCUGGGGAAAAGCGAAUCGAAGAAUUAGGUUUGACUAUGCAGUAUCCAGAUGGUUAUCUUGAGUCUUUAGAAGAGAAAGCCUCAAAUGAUACUGAAAAGAAAAAAAAUAAAAGAAAGUCUAAUGGUGAAACUUCUGAACCAAAGAAAAAGCAGAAAAUUCUUUAUCAGGUACCAGACGAAGUGCAAGAAUUAAUUCAAGAAGAUAGUGCAAAUGAAAAGAUAUGGCAAGAAUGUUUAGAGAAUGUAACUGAAGGGUCACAGAAAUUUUUGAAAAGUGUGGAAGAUGCUUUCUUGUGUAUAUGUUGCCAAGAAUUAGUUUUUAAACCUGUAACUACUGCAUGUUCUCAUAAUAUAUGUAAAUCUUGUCUCGAACGAUCUUUUAAAGCUGAAGUUUUUAACUGUCCGAUGUGUCGACAAGAACUUGAAAGAGACUCUGCAAUUAAAGUAAAUAAAGGUCUACAAAAAAUACUUCUCUCUUUGUUUCCUGGUUAUGGCGCUGGUCGUUAAUUAGGAAAAGCUGCAUGGAAUGAAUUGAAAUUUUAAAAUAUUGAUUUUAAUGUAAUUUUUAUUUACAAGGCAUUUUUACAGUCUGAAUUAUUUUUGCAUGUGUAUAAAGAAUAUUUUAUAACAGUAUUAUAAGAACAAAUAAAAAAUAUGUAUACAAA